AUGAUUUGUGUGAUCCGAUCUAGGUGGUGCGAUCCUGCAAUUUCCUGUGAAUCUGUUGAUGUAGGUAAGGGCGAUGGUGUGGUGGUGGUAGUGGUAGUGGUGUUGCUCUUUGGUGGUGCUGUGAUAGUGGUGCAAGAGUGGUUGGAGUUACAGGAAGCAGAGAUAGUUUAUUUGCACGAGAUGAUAAGAAUGAAGGCUGGAAAGAUUAUAGUUUUCCUUCUCUGUCUAAAUUUGGUGUCCAUUCUAGCGAUUGCUGCCGGCCCACCCACAUGUCCUGCAGAUGUUGGUAGUGAUUGUGCCAGUGAUUCGGGCGAAUGGAAAGGGGAGUUCUUCCCUGGCAUUCCUAAGAUUAAGUAUGAGGGUCCUUCUAGCAAGAAUCCUCUUUCUUUUAAAUGGUAUAAUGCUAAUGAGGAGAUUCUUGGGAAAAAAAUGAAGGAUUGGAUGCGAUUCAGUGUAGCGUUUUGGCAUACAUUCCGUGGGACGGGAGGUGAUCCAUUCGGUGCACCUACGAAGAUGUGGCCAUGGGAAGAUGGCACGAAUUCCCUAGCUAUGGCUAAGAGAAGAAUGAGAGCUAAUUUUGAGUUUCUGGACAAGCUUGGAGUAGACAAGUGGUGUUUCCAUGACAGGGACAUUGCUCCUGAUGGUAAAACACUCGAGGAAAGUAAUGCUAACUUGGAUGAAGUAGUAGCCCUUGCCAAAGAACUUCAGGGGACGAAGAUUCAUCCUCUCUGGGGCACAUCUCAAUUGUUUCACCAUCCACGGUACAUGCAUGGAGGGGCAACUAGCCCUGAUUUGGCAGUAUAUGCGUACUCAGCAGCACAGGUCAAGAAAGCCAUGGAGGUUACACACUAUCUAGGUGGAGAAAACUAUGUUUUCUGGGGUGGUCGAGAGGGUUAUCAGACUCUUUUGAACACAGAUAUGGAAAGAGAGCUUAAUCAUAUGGCAAGGUUUUUGGAAGCUGCUGUUGCCUAUAAGAAGAAGAUUGGAUUCAAUGGGACGCUACUCAUUGAACCUAAGCCCCAGGAGCCUACAAAACACCAGUAUGACUGGGAUGCUGCAACAGCAGCUAACUUCCUGAGAAAAUAUGGACUCAUAGAUGAAUUUAAGCUGAAUAUUGAGUGCAACCAUGCAACUCUCGCCGGUCAUAGUUGUCAUCAUGAGCUCGAGACUGCAAGAAUUAAUGGUUUACUCGGAAACAUUGACGCAAAUACUGGCGACCCUCAAAUCGGUUGGGAUACCGAUCAGUUUAUGAUGGAUAUAGGGGAAGCAACAUUAGUUAUGCUCAGUGUAAUUAAAAAUGGAGGAUUGGCGCCUGGAGGAUUCAAUUUUGAUGCAAAACUUCGAAGAGAGAGCACAGAUGUGGAUGACAUAUUCAUUGCUCACAUCGCUGGUAUGGAUACUCUAGCCCGUGGACUCCGUAAUGCUGCCAAGCUGAUUGAGGACGGUUCUUUGGCUGAGCUUGUCCGCAAGAGAUAUGAAAGUUUUGACACAGAAAUUGGAGCUCAAAUAGAGGCUGGGAAGGCUGAUUUUGAUAUGCUCGAGAAGAAGGCCAUGCAGUGGGGAGAACCUAAAGUUUCUUCUGCUAAACAGGAAUUGGCCGAGAUGAUCUUUCAAGCUGCACUGUAG
Fraxinus pennsylvanica is the source of this 1626-nucleotide messenger RNA. Lineage: Eukaryota; Viridiplantae; Streptophyta; Magnoliopsida; Lamiales; Oleaceae. The record is from the annotation of a GenBank genome assembly.